AUGUUUUACAACAAGAGACAAAGAUUACCAACAUCUAAGAGUACCUUGAUCAAUCAUACCAAACUGCCCAAAGUUUAUGGUCUUGUUUUAAUUAGAAAAGAAUAUCCAAGUGCAUUGUACAUACAUUGUAGUGCCCAUAAUCUUAAUCUGUCGGUACCAUACACCAGCAAUAUUCAAGGAAUAAGAAACACUAUGGGUACUGUAGAAGCUUGCUAUCUCUUUAAAUACUCCGAAAAUACAUUUUUUAAUAUACAUCUGGCUGAAUUGAAUGAAAAAAAAAUCUUCUAAAAAAGAAAAACUUAAAAAACUGACCAACUAGGUGGGUUGAGCGUUAUAAUUCAAUAGAAACAACGUUUUAUGAAUUUUUCCCUGUAAUUAUUUAUUGUUUAGAAGAAAUGAUUACGUGGACAGAUGUUGAUACAUCGAGUAAAACUAAUCAACUACUGUUGGCAUUAAAAUCUUCAGAAUUUAAUGUAGCCUUUGAGAAGUCCCGGGUCGGUCAGUUUUGUUUGAAAACCGACCCGAGCGCCCAGCUGACUACCCGCCUAGUGGAAAGGUCGCCAACCUAG
Molecule: messenger RNA, 569 nt
Organism: Cinara cedri
Lineage: Eukaryota; Metazoa; Arthropoda; Insecta; Hemiptera; Aphididae
Source: the annotation of a GenBank genome assembly